Colletotrichum abscissum is the source of this 684-nucleotide messenger RNA. RefSeq lists its product as uncharacterized. The coding region runs from base 1 to 684 and encodes 227 amino acids. Lineage: Eukaryota; Fungi; Ascomycota; Sordariomycetes; Glomerellales; Glomerellaceae. The record is from RefSeq and is a predicted model, not a curated record. The transcript is spliced from 3 exons.
AUGGCCUCCUCCGCCCCAGUUACAGAAUUCAUAACCUUCACCUUCAAAAACCACGACACCUCGCCCCCCUCCCAACCGCCCGCAGCCUGGUCCGACGUAACCUCGACCCUCAAAUCCGUCCCCGGCGUAAACGCCCUCUACACGGGCACCCAGCUCGAGGACCCAUCCAAAACAGUCCUGGUCAUCGAGUGGGCCUCCCCGGACGCCUUCUCCGCCUUUGCCUCGUCCGAGGCCUACAUGCCCUGGUUCGCCUCCCUCAAAGCCGUCGUCGCCGCCUCCUCGCCCGUCUUCUACAAGGUCCCCCUUCUCUCCGCGAACCAGGACCCGCCGUCCGUUGUCCUCCGCGCGCCGUGCACAGAGGUCUUUGUAGCGUACGGCGUAGAACCCGACUUCGCGGGCCAGACGGCCGUGUUUGCCAAAGCGUUGGUGGAGGGGCGGGCGAGCGUCGCCGGGUAUCACGGGCACGCGUACGGCGAGAUCUCGACGCCCCUUGCCGUGGACGCCGCCUCCGGAGGCGGGGACGGGGAGAAGGGCCCUGCUGUGACGCUCUUGUUGGGAUGGGAUAGUAAGCAGGCUCACCUCGACGCCAAAGCCAAGGCUGGACCCAUAUCUGAUAACAUUCACUUGCUGAGAUCAGGCCGCAAGGACAUUUCCAUGUAUCACGUAAAUCUGAAGCAAAUCUGA